AUGGCAGCGACUCUGAACAGCGCGGGAAUCGCCGAAUGCCGGGACUUUGAAUCGAUGCUGGCCCUCCCCGUCCACGUACAGGCCUGUCGUGCCCUGAUGAUCAUCUGUCUGCUGCUCGGCCUCGGCUCCAUGAUCGUCGCUCUGCUUGGACUCAAGUGCAUCAAGAUCGGCUCAUCCACUCAACAAUCCAAGGCCAAGAUCGCCACCAUUGGAGGAAUCCUGAGCAUCCUCGCCGGUCUUUGCUGCAUGGUAGCUGCUUCCUGGUACGCAGCCCGAGUGGUUAAUGACUUCAACGAUCCGUUCUACGGUGGAAUGAAGUACGUUCACCACACAGAUGCUGAGUUUUGA
Neolamprologus brichardi is the source of this 348-nucleotide messenger RNA. Lineage: Eukaryota; Metazoa; Chordata; Actinopteri; Cichliformes; Cichlidae. The record is from RefSeq and is a predicted model, not a curated record.